Messenger RNA from Salvelinus sp. IW2-2015, 1439 nucleotides. RefSeq names its product NFU1 iron-sulfur cluster scaffold homolog, mitochondrial-like. The record is from RefSeq and is a predicted model, not a curated record. Gene Ontology annotation, cellular component: mitochondrion. Gene Ontology annotation, biological process: iron-sulfur cluster assembly. Gene Ontology annotation, molecular function: 4 iron, 4 sulfur cluster binding; iron ion binding. Lineage: Eukaryota; Metazoa; Chordata; Actinopteri; Salmoniformes; Salmonidae.
CCCCCCUUGACCUGGCCUAUUUGAAUUGGUCCUUGUGUGCAACUUGUUGUUCCCCUAGAUUAUGCACCAUCACACUGCUACAUAAUGAAUGUUAUAAAAUGCACCUUUCAUCUACCUUGUGGUUGUGUAUCAUAUAGUAAGGCAUACAUAAUUUGCUUACAUAAAAAUACAAGGACGGUUUCCGCCCUCAGCGGAGUUUGCGGAAAUUGAGUCACUGUUUAGAAACAUCACAAACAUGGCGACUUACAGACAGGUUAGGUUGUUGGGUAUUUCUCUAAGAAUUUCAAUUCCGUAAGUUUUCCUCUGGAUUCGUUGACUACUGAAGAUAUCUAUUAAGCUUUAGGAAUGCAUGUUUUCACGUUAUUUCUGUCACUUCGUGUUCCUCAACUAAUUAGUAAGUAAGCAGCUAGCUAUAGUAGCUCUUAUCAGUUUCAUAACCCAAGCCGAGGUCUGACGCAGAUAUGAGACUAGUGAGCUAACGUGAUUAUUGUAGCUCAAUCUACAGUUAAAUUAUAUUGCAAAAAUUAUAUUGCAAAAAUUAUACUGUUAUAACUUUUAACUGGUUUAAUAGAACAUGAUUAUUUAUAGCUAACUAGUUGCUCAGCUUGCCUCUCACUGGCAGAAAUACAUCAGCCCAGUCAGCACAAUAUCCCUACUUGCCUAAUGAUGCAGUGGGAGUUUGAUCACAGGAAUAUUUUCAUCAUUGUUUUUUUGGAAGUAACAUUUUCUGUCCACAUUCCAUCAAAUUGAAUUGUUCAUUGUCAGCAUGUGGUACUCAUAAAUAAUGUUACAUCAUGUGACUAAUCAGAUUAUCUACAAUCUCCCGUGACUGGUUGUUUUUAUUUUGCAUGGUUGAUCCUGGUGAUCCAUUUACCCCUUAUCCGAAUUUAACCUGCUCAGAAUGUUUUUUCUUAAGCCUUGCUGUGCGUGCAUAUCAGUAUGCUGGACUGCAUUGGACUCCACUCAACAUUGGUGUCACAAGGAGAUGGCCACUGCCACUAUUUUCAAUUGUUUCUGCAAGGACCAUGUUCAUUCAGACUCAAGACACUCCCAACCCAAACAGCUUGAAGUUUCUGCCAGGUCGCAUGGUCCUCGAACAAGGAACAAUGGAUUUUGCUGCACCCCGGGAAGCCUAUUGCUCACCCCUCGCUAGGCAACUACUUAGAAUCGAUGGUGUCAAGGGUGUCUUUUUGGGUACUGAKUUCAUUACCAUAACCAAGACAGAUAUAGAUCUGGAAUGGAAGUUAAUCAAACCUGACGUGUUUGCUGCAAUUAUGGACUUUUUCACCUCUGGACUUCCUGUUGUCAAUGAGGAGGACACCCCUCGUGCAAAUACAGGCAUGGAGCAAACACAAUCACUYUAUAAGGCUUUGCAAGACAUGCACUGCAGGGGGCGUAUUGGAAAAACUGGAAAAUAUGUGCCAAUUUUCAAGUACUGA